ACGCCAAAUAAUCUGCGCAGCGUCGCAUGACGUCGCACACUGGUAAACUCGUGUGUAAAGCAACACUCCAUCGUUGUACCGAGAAUUGUGCAGUGCUGUCACCAAGAAAACACGCCGUUCAGAUACAGGAAAUACAUUUCGGAACGCAAUUAUAUACCCAAUUGUGUGUGCGGCAAGUGACAGAUAGGAGAACCAGACAUGAUGAAGAUCACCCCUAACUCACUCUUCCUCCUCGGUCCUUAACAGACAGUCUGAAAUCAAAGCUUUGACGUGUCAGACAUCACAACGGACAUAGAAGGGGUUAAAAGGAGGGAGUUGGCCUCUUCCUCUGUGCAAGCUUCAUCAUCUUUACCUUCUCCAUCUACAAUGGAGAUUUUCCUGAGGCAACAGAAAGAGUGAAAAAAAGAGAUGCAGGAGCAAAAGGACCCUCAGCCUAAAUCUGCCAACAGCCUGGGAAAGGCUCAUCCUGCCUUGAAGGCCUUUAUGUGUGGCUCUCUCAGUGGCACCUGCUCCACUUUGCUCUUCCAGCCUCUGGAUCUGGUGAAGACCAGACUGCAGACCCUCCAGAACAACAUACACCCAGGUGCUCCUAAAGUGGGAAUGAUUACAGUGUUUUUCAACGUGAUCCGCACAGAGAAGCUGCUCGGCCUGUGGAAGGGGGUUUCACCGUCGUUUAUGCGUUGUAUUCCUGGCGUCGGAAUUUACUUCAGCACAUUUUACUCGCUGAAGCAGCAUUUCUUCAAGGAUGGGUCUCCGAAUGCAGGAGAGGCAGUGUUGCUAGGGGCGGGUGCUCGGUGCGUGGCAGGCGUGGCCAUGCUGCCCUUUACAGUCAUCAAGACUCGGUUUGAGAGUGGCCGAUACAACUACAUAAGCGUAGCUGGAGCUCUUAAAAGUGUGUGUCAGAACGAGGGUCCAAAGGCUUUGUAUUCUGGGCUCACGGCUACUUUGCUCAGAGACGCCCCAUUCUCUGGUAUAUAUGUGAUGUUUUACAGUCAGGCUAAAAAGUCCUUACCACAGGAGAUCAGCUCAUCACCUUUUGUACCUGUGGUUAACUUCAGUUGUGGAGUAGUUGCUGGUAUUUUGGCCUCUCUGGCCACUCAGCCAGCAGACGUAAUAAAAACUCACGUGCAAGUGAACCCACAACUGUAUCCCAGGACUAGCGAUGCUGUGCGCUUUGUUUAUUAUAAGCAUGGCCUGAGUGGGUUUUUUCGGGGAGCGGUUCCACGUUCGUUGAGGAGAACCCUCAUGGCUGCGAUGGCCUGGACGGUGUACGAGCAGCUGAUGGCCCGCAUGGGCCUGAAGUCCUAAAGCCGCCUUCUGCACGUUAUCUGUGGACUUUCAUACUGUGUAUGUGUGUGUCAGUUACAGAGAGCCUUUGCAGAUAACGGCAGACAGAUUUGGUGAAAACGAAAGCAAGCAGAGCUGGCUAAGCUACCGGCGAAAGAGUCAUGUGUCCGUGUGUGUUUGUAUCGUUUAAGUGCAGUGAGUCGUGACACCUUGUGACACCUCUGACAUUGACAUUCCUGAAUCAUCAGUGUGAGUUUAUCAGACUCUUUACGUCCGCAUUUUCAGAGUGAUGUCUUCGCUGAAACAUACCAAUGAGAGACGGACAGCUCACAUAAAAGUCCCGCACAAAAAAGAGGCCACUUUUGCCAGCCAGCAUUUGCCAACAAUGACUCUGCGGGCUCCUUACCUUGAGCCUGUUCCCUUCAGUUGAAAAUCCUUUUAGUGUAGAGACUUUAUAAAGACAUGUUGAUAAAAUCCUCCAGUGCUCAGACAAUCAGACAGAGAAACUGAAUUAACACCACAUGACUCGCCCACAGAGCCCAGUACCGACAAUUUUGCGUCUAAAUGCGAUGAUUUGUGCUAUGCUGCUGUUCUUUGCUGCGGAUGUUUGGAGAGACUGUGAAUUAAAAUCGCUGGAUUUGUUUUCUUUUACGUAACCUCGCCUGAAAUGAACAACAGUUUCCAGCGUUCACACAAAGCAAGGGCGCUGCCUGAUCGAGAGUUUCAUCAGGAUAAAGAUUUACAGAGUUAUAGACUUAAAGUUCCGGAAAAAACGAUCAAUUGAAAUGGAAAGUAUCAGUGAGAUUAUAAAAUUUCAUAUUAUAAUGUUUGCAAGCGUGUUGUUGUUUUGAUUGAUGUUGUUUUGUGUAAAUCCUGCUGUAAGACACCAUUGGUGUAUUGUGCAGCCAACAGGGUGAAUCUCAUGAUACCUGAAGAACUAAUAGUCAUAUUUAAUCCCCAAAAUCAUUAAAAAAUAAGCAAAGUGCCCCUUAAGAUUUUGGCAUUAUUACAUUAAUUUCACAGUGCAAAAAAUCUUCAUACAAUUGGUUCAUAAGCUUUGUGCACAUAUAAGGUGAAUUCAGGUUGAUCUGGACAGGUUUUUUUUUUUAAAGACUCAAAGUCAAAAAAAUGCCAUUUGAAUUUGGUUUUGCAAAGAAAUGUGACAUUUUAUACUGAGGCGCACCCUGUAUGCCUUUGGGUUUGUUAGUCUUUGUGAUGGUAUUUUGCUUAAAAACACUUUUUCACGCAAUCGUGCUUUAGGCGUGAGUUUACGUGUACACCAAGAAACUUUGAGGGUUCAUAUUAUAGUAUGUAACCUAACUGGGUUUAUAUGUGUUUUGAGAUGAGUUUAUUAAACUGGAUCACACUACAUAGAUCUAUACAUCAUAGUUUGUUAAAGCACUUUAAUUUCCGUGAAGUGAAUUCUAUUGAAACUGAAGCUGGUUGGUUGGGUGUGUGUAUGUGUUGGUCAAACAUUGCUGUCUGUGCUUUGUGCUGUAUUGUGAAGAUAUUCUGUUGCCUUCACACAAUCAGUAUUGUAUAUUCAGCAUUUCUUAUUGUUAAUAUUUUGUGUGUGAAAAUACUUGCACAUGCAAAUGUUGUGCCUAUGUUAAAAAAAUGAAUAAAUCUGCCCCAUUUUUUAAGUAAA
Messenger RNA from Misgurnus anguillicaudatus (oriental weatherfish), 2935 nucleotides. RefSeq names its product solute carrier family 25 member 38b (gene slc25a38b). Gene Ontology annotation, cellular component: mitochondrial inner membrane; mitochondrion. Gene Ontology annotation, biological process: glycine import into mitochondrion. Gene Ontology annotation, molecular function: glycine transmembrane transporter activity. NCBI's taxonomy places the organism in Eukaryota, Metazoa, Chordata, Actinopteri, Cypriniformes, Cobitidae. The record is from RefSeq and is a predicted model, not a curated record.